UGUUUUCUAACCUAUCAACUCCCUCUAAUUGUCUGGAACGGAACACACUGCACCGGCACUAAUUCUCAAUGCAAUUUUCCCGCUCUCUUCUAUCAUCUUCGAUCCAAAUUUGGGUUUAGGGUUUUGGUAUCAUCCUCUGCCACCACCACCGCAUUGUCAGUUCCGAAGAUUAACUUUAUUUGUGUACAAAUUGGCACUGCCUCUGCUGUCAGUUGCUUCUAAUUUCUCUAAAUUUUAGGGUUUAGUUUUUUAAUUUAACAAUGAUGUAUGGUGACCAUCAAUUCCAACAACAACCACCACCGCAGCAGCCAGGCGGUGAUUUUCUCAGAGGUCCACUGCCACCGCCGCCACCUAUGAUGCGACAGCCUUCGGCCUCUUCAACCACUCUCAAUUCCUCUGAUUUUCACCAUCCACCAGCUCCUCAUGGUCCUCCUCAACCUCCUUACGACGUUAAUGGUGAUAAUAUUGGUGCAAGAAGAAUGAGAAGGCUUACACAAAGGAGAGCAGUUGAUUACACAAGUACUGUUGUUCGUUACAUGCAGAUUCGUAUGUGGCAGCGGGAUUCUAGAGAUAGGACUGUGUUGCAACCUACUCCAGCAGCAGCAAUUGAUUUGUUACCUACAGCUGCCUAUUCUGAGAAUCCAUCAACAAGCUUUGCUACAAAGUUUGUUCAUACAUCUCUUAACAAGAACCGUUGUUCAAUUAAUCGUGUUUUGUGGACUCCUAAUGGAAGACGUCUAAUCACAGGCUCUCAAAGUGGGGAAUUUACUCUUUGGAAUGGACAAUCAUUUAACUUUGAGAUGAUCCUUCAGGCCCAUGAUCAAGCAAUCAGGUCUAUGGUAUGGAGUCAUAAUGAUAAUUGGAUGGUCUCUGGUGAUGAUGGCGGAGCAAUUAAGUAUUGGCAGAGCAACAUGAAUAAUGUCAAGGCUAAUAAAACUGCUCAUAAAGAAUCAGUACGCGACUUAAGUUUCUGUAGGACAGAUCUGAAGUUCUGUUCUUGCUCCGAUGAUACGACCGUUAAAGUUUGGGACUUUGCCCGAUGUCAAGAAGAGCGAUCAUUAACUGGCCAUGGUUGGGAUGUGAAGAGUGUUGACUGGCACCCUACAAAAUCUCUUUUGGUUUCAGGUGGGAAAGACAACCUUGUAAAACUUUGGGAUGCUAAAAGUGAGAGAGAGCUUUGCUCGUUUCAUGGCCACAAGAACACAGUGCUCUGUGUCAAGUGGAAUCAAAAUGGUAACUGGGUGCUAACCGCUUCGAAGGAUCAAAUCAUUAAGCUUUAUGAUAUUAGGGCUAUGAAGGAGCUUGAGUCUUUCCGUGGCCACCGAAAAGAUGUGACUGUCUUGGCUUGGCAUCCAUUUCAUGAAGAGCACUUUGUCAGUGGUAGUUUUGAUGGGUCCAUUUUCCAUUGGCUUGUCGGGCAUGACACUCCUCAGAUUGAAGUUCCCAAUGCUCAUGAUAAUAGUGUAUGGGAUCUUGCAUGGCAUCCUAUUGGAUAUCUUCUUUGCAGCGGUAGCAACGAUCAUACAACAAAGUUUUGGUGCAGAAAUAGACCAGGAGACACUGCUCGUGAGAAAUUUAACAUGGGUCAGAAUCAAGGGUAUGAUGGGCAAAACCCUGCUCUUGCCGGUCGCUUGCCUGGUAAUUUUCCUGUACCUGAACCACCGACAACACCAGGGUCAUUUCCCCCGGGAUUGACUCGAAAUGAAGGAACCAUUCCUGGUAUUGGAGCUGCAAUGCCGCUAUCAAUUUCAUCUCUAGAUGCAUCAGCUCAAGGGGAGCAGAAACAACCACUUUCGAUGUCCAUGCCUCUAGGAGCCCCUCCUCUACCUCCUGGUCCUCAUCCAUCUCUUCUUGCUGGCAAUCAGCAACAGGUAUAUCAACAAAACCCUCAACACAUGGCACAACAACAACAUCAGGGGCUCCCUCAGCAAAUGCAUUCUAUGCCGAUGCCACCUCCAAAUAUGCAGCAGCUACAACCAUCACAUUUUCCUCAUCCUCAUCUAUCUCGCCCUCCACAAAUGCCCCCUCAUGGCAUGCCGGGCUCAGUGCCUGGUCCUUCAUCACAUCAACUGCCAAUGCCUGGUCCAAUGGGGAUGCAAGGUGCAAUGAAUCAGAUGGUCCCUCAGAUGCCACAAGGCCAUUUUAUGGGCUUAAAUCAGAUGCACUCAGGAUCAUUACAAACUAAUGCUGCUCCUCCAGGUGGAGGCUUUCCUAAUGGCAUGCCUAAUAUGCAAGGCCCGUCAAAUACUGGCGGGGGGCAAAUGUAUCCGCAAGGUAGCCCAUUCAACCGGCCGCAAGGUGGACAGAUGCCAAUGAUGCCAGGAUUUAGUCCUUACCAGUCUGGGAAUCAAUCCGGUAUGCCUCCACCACUUCCACCUGGCCCUCCGCCACAUGGCCAAACACCUCAGUAGACCAUUUUUGUUAAAUCACAGAGCAACUGUGGAUUCGGGAUGGACGGAGACGAUGACUUGCCCGAGCUUUACUUGUGUUCAGCUGAUAAGAAUUUCCAUGCUUAGUGCCUUAGGAUAUUCUUUUAGCUUCAUCUCUGUAAUCCUUGUAUAGUUUAGUUAGCAUGUACUUUCUGAUUUUUAAUAAGAGAAGUUUAUUUGCAA
Molecule: messenger RNA, 2612 nt
Organism: Mercurialis annua (annual mercury)
Lineage: Eukaryota; Viridiplantae; Streptophyta; Magnoliopsida; Malpighiales; Euphorbiaceae
Product: flowering time control protein FY
Exons: 18
Coding region: 261-2411 (716 amino acids)
Cellular component (GO): mRNA cleavage and polyadenylation specificity factor complex
Molecular function (GO): protein binding
Source: RefSeq, a predicted model, not a curated record